Saccostrea cuccullata (small rock oyster) is the source of this 1576-nucleotide messenger RNA. RefSeq lists its product as uncharacterized. Gene Ontology annotation, cellular component: cell surface. The record is from RefSeq and is a predicted model, not a curated record. Gene Ontology annotation, biological process: signal transduction. The transcript has 8 exons. Bases 1 to 1395 code for a protein of 464 amino acids. Lineage: Eukaryota; Metazoa; Mollusca; Bivalvia; Ostreida; Ostreidae.
AUGGAUUUUACCGUGAAAGAAAGUCGUGGAAGCUCAGAUGUCAGUCUUGUGGAGAGAAUUACACUACAUUUUAUCAAAGCAGUAGCUCACAAAAUGACUGUGUCCGUAGCCAUUUGCACUGAGGGAAUGCAGCUUAAUAACGAUACGUCGAACAAUGAUACGUUGUACAGAGAAAAUGUCGUAACAGGGACUCUUUCCUCUAAGUCACAAACCAGAGUAGGAGGAGAAAGAAAGGAAUGUGAACCGUGUCCAGUUGGGUAUUAUAAACACACGUCGGCAGAAAACAUAAGUUUGAGUGUUUCCGAUAGAUUCUGGUGUAUUCAGUGUCCAGUGGGGAAAACUACAUUUACUGAACGCAACGUCCAGUUUACAGAUUGUAUUGAUAUAUGUGAGGAAGGUUUUGAGCUGCAGAAUAAUAAUUCUUGCGCUGAGUGUGAAAUAGGUUUCUAUAAAAACAUAUCAAGUGCCAACACUACUGCUUCUUUUGAGGAACGAUGGAACUGCACAGCUUGUCGGGAAAAUUUGACCACCUUAAAUAGAGGGACUGUACACGAAGAGGGCUGUAUUGAACAUUGCUUAGAAGGCAGCUUUUGGAAUGGAAGUGUAUGCUUGCCUUGUCCAGUGGGGGAAUACAAAAACACUUCCAGUAAAGAUCUUUCACUUUCUUAUGAACUGAGGUGGAAUUGCACCCAGUGCAAAGACGGGAAAACAACAUACCGUUCUGGCACAAAUAAAGAUGCAUGUUUAGAGCAUUGCCUAGAAGGACUCUACUUGGCUGACAAUGGAACAUGUGUUCUUUGCGACAUUGGAUAUUUUAAAAACACAUCAAGUAAAAAUGUUACGUUAAGUGAAAAUCUAAGGUGGAACUGUACUAAGUGUCCGGAUGGUAAAACUACAAGAACACUAGGAUCUCGUGAAUGCGUAGUAACUUGUGACAAGGGUGAAGAAUACAACGAAACAACAAAAUCAUGUGAUGAGUGCAAAAUAGGCACUUAUAAGAACCUCACAGGAAGUCACAUCCAAUGCUUUGUUUGUCCAACAAACUACACAACUAGACAGCCGGGGAAAACCAGUCCAAAUGAUUGCAAAAAAGCCGAUUGCAAGUGUCCAUGUAACAGAGUCCACCCAGUAAGGAAUUAUACAAGUGCAGAACUGGCACAGGUUAUACAUACGAUAAAGAAAGAGCUGGAAGUCAAUAAGGCAAAGUUGUCGUCUCAGCUUAGGAAGAGGAUCAGCGUCAUGGACAACCGCCCGUCUGCUCGAUCUCUGGGAGCAAUUGGUGUCGCCGUUAUCUCGGCCGUUUUUAUAUUUCUAUUUGUAUUGGACUCGAUUAUACUCUUCAAGCAGUUCCCAGCAUUGGUCAACACCAUAAAGAAUUGCUUUGCGAGAAACUGAAUUUAUUCCUUAAAACACACGAGAUUUCAAAAAUCUUAUAAGUGGGAGAAUGAUGUUUUGUGCUUUAACUGUAUACCAUGUUUCUGUAACUGAACCUGUUUCUCUGGAAGUACCAGUACUCGAUGAGAAUUAUUUUUUAAACUUUGACUUCAAAAAGUGUUUUUUCAAUACAUGAACUAUG